UCUCUGCCUUAGUUAGUCGUGGCGAGGCGAUGGCCUGAGCAGAAUGUCGUCGUACUACAAUCAUCUUUUUAACUCGCACCCCCGCGCCCAAGCAGCCUACCUCGGCUACGGCAGCUACCCCCAGCACCAGCACUUCGCACCCCAGCAGCACUACUAUGCGGUGGCCGCCGCGGCCGCCGCCCAGGCGGCCUCCUCGCCCGGACCCACCGAACUGACCCCCUGUGGCAGCAUACUGGCCCCCUCGCCGGACAAUGCAGCGCCCAGCCCUUCAGUUUACGGACAGCAGCAGGCAUUCGAAUUGUCGACGGCCGCUCCUUUGGCCGCUGCAUCGUCACCGCCAUGGCACGGUUCUCCGAUCUACGGAAGCUCGUGUAACAGACACUUUGAUGACUGGCCAAACCCAGCCAACGUCGGACCAGCGCACUCGCCUAACAGCCCUGGAGGGCCAUACAAGUUCAGCCCGAGCCUGGAGUUCCAGCAGUGCCCUCCGCCGCCACCGCCCCCGCAGCCGCAGGACCUGAGCCAGCUGGGGGCGGCGCCCGGGGGUGCCGGCGGGCAGCACCCGUCGCCAGCCGACUCGGGGCUGGCCGGCUCUUCGGACGGGGUGUCCAGCUCGGCGGGGUCGCCGCAGUUGCACGGCGCCAACCUGCGGCCGUCCAGCGAACGCAGCCCCUACGAGUGGAUGAAGAAGCCCUCGUACACGAACCACCCCACCCCUGUUGAGCUGCCGGAGGGAGAACUGCCGGGAAAAACGCGGACGAAAGACAAGUACCGCGUCGUUUACAGUGACCAUCAACGGCUUGAGCUGGAAAAAGAAUUCCACUACUCCAGGUACAUCACAAUAAGACGCAAAUCGGAGUUGGCCACCACGCUGGGGCUCUCAGAGAGACAGGUGAAGAUUUGGUUCCAGAACCGACGCGCGAAAGAGCGAAAGCAGGUGAAAAAGCGAGACGAACUGGUUGCCAAGGAGAAGUUGGAUGCCGUAGUGCAAUUGCAGCACCCGCUCAUGUGACCAGCAGGGGCCCCCGGGCUGCCCCCCGGAGGACCCCCGGAGCCGUUUGACUUCAGUGAUUGAAAACUGUUGCGAGUACAAACUGCGAGAAGUUGAUGAUUACGAAUUAUGAACAAAACCACAGAGACUCAAGUUUUAAUUGAGAGAGACAAAAUGCAAAACAAGGCAAAAGAAAUCCACUCUGUACACAAAAGUAACAUAACACAAAAGAGCACGCGUUGUGCGGUUCGACUUAGUACAUUGUACCGUUUGUUGUUAAUUUUUUAGCCUUUAAGUACGUACCUUUUUUAUUUCAAUUUACACAUCCACCGCCGCGAGCCCUCCAUUUCCCCCCAGAACGAUUGAAGUCCUCACUUUUGAACUACAAUUUUUACAUUUAAAUUCGGUUGCUUUGUGUGCAAUUAAUUUGAUCUCAAAACAUACUUUGGCGAACUUAUACAUACUGAUGGGAAAUAUCUCUCCGUCUUUGAGUUAUUUUGAAAGAGGAAACCCAGCCAGGCGGUCGCGAUGUGUAAUUUGUAGAAACCGAGCAAUUAACUUAUUAUUGUAUCAAAAAGCAUGAGAUCGGUUGCUGUGAGAGUAUAUUUCAAAUCCAAAAACACUUUAUUUAAAGGAGUCCAUGUUAGGAAGCAGAGCCAGAAAAUGGAAGUGAAAAAUGUUAGUUCCGAUUUUACGCAAUAGUCAACAAAAUGCUUCAGGAUUCAGGAUUCGAUGUUACAUGUUUUAAUUUACCAAUAGAGACUCUUCAUAUAUUUUUAUUUUACAAUCAAAUGUGGAAACGAAUGAAAAAAUGUGCAAAUGUGGAAACGAAUGAAAAAAUGUGCAAAUGUGGAAACGAAUGAAAAAAUGUGCAAAUGUGAUGAUUAAGAGAUGGUUACAUGUGGAAAAAAUACAAUAAAAUGAGAACCAACCGUGCAACAAACACACA
Cloeon dipterum is the source of this 1940-nucleotide messenger RNA. It is a transcript of the gene cad, whose product is annotated as caudal. Bases 44 to 1012 code for a protein of 322 amino acids. Lineage: Eukaryota; Metazoa; Arthropoda; Insecta; Ephemeroptera; Baetidae. The transcript has 6 exons. Gene Ontology annotation, biological process: cell differentiation; embryo development; animal organ morphogenesis. Gene Ontology annotation, cellular component: nucleus. Gene Ontology annotation, molecular function: RNA polymerase II transcription regulatory region sequence-specific DNA binding; DNA-binding transcription factor activity, RNA polymerase II-specific. The record is from RefSeq and is a predicted model, not a curated record.